Molecule: messenger RNA, 2698 nt
Organism: Owenia fusiformis
Lineage: Eukaryota; Metazoa; Annelida; Polychaeta; Sabellida; Oweniidae
Source: the annotation of a GenBank genome assembly
CUUUGAUCUAUUGUUAUCACUUAAAUAGAGAGGAAUGUGGCCGUCAUUCACCCUGGCCCUGGUGGCUUGUCUUCUGCGAUGUAUAAGCCAGGUUCUCACAGCCCAAGAUGAUGUAUUUUUGGAUGAUGCUGUUGGUCAUGUAAGCACGACUAUUCCCUCUAGAGGAGUACCAGAUAUCACUUUGGGACCAAUUAUAGGUGUCACUACUGUACCUUCUACGAGUGGCACAAUACCUGGUCCGGCUGAAGGAGAAUAUGUGACAGGGACAUGUAUAGUUGCUGACACUACCAGUGUGUAUCUUGAGUGUAAAGGUCCAGAUGCCCUUAACAAAAUGAUGUACAUUACUGAUGCCUACUAUGGGGUUUCCUCUACGGGGUGUCAUCUGUCGACACUUGAUGAAAAUACGGAAUGUGCAACAGAUCUGACAGAUGAUGUUGUCUUCCGUUGUCAAGGAAACCAUGAGUGUCAUUUUCAACUACGGAGGACUUAUUCAUUCCAGUGUAGUGCAUAUCCAACAUUUGUGGCGGUUCACUUCAAGUGUGUUGACAAAAGUAUGAGAUUAGACAUCUGUAACGCAUACUCAGGGAGUAUACUCGCUGACCAGAACAGCCAAUUCUUUAUAACCACCCCCGACUACCCAAGUGCGUAUAAGAACAAAAUCACAUGUAAGUGUGACAUCAUAGCCCAAGAUCCCGCAGCAAAGAUACGACUGGAGGUUGUCGAUUUUUACUUAGAAGACCAUCAUUCUUGUGAAUACGACUACUUAGAGGUUUAUGAGGGCUUUGAACUGAUUGAUUAUUACUGUGGUCAAGACCUGAGAGGGGAAAUUUACAAAACAAAAGGGGACAAUGUCACAAUGUAUUUCCAUAGUGAUGAUUCCCAGACUGACAACGGCUUCUGGAUCUCAUUUGAUGUGGUCCCUCACAGAACAACAACUAACAAAAUGGUGAACGUUACAUGUGGAGAUAGCGAUCCUCCUCCUCCAAACUGGAGAGAUGAAGAUCACUCGGGAGAUGGAUCUGGAGAUUAUAACCAUGGCACCCAGCAUACUGCCAGCUUAUGUAUCACAACGGCAAGUACAAACUACCUCAACUUUGGUUGCUAUGAUGAUGAUGGUAACCCAGAUGGCUCUAUGAUUAACAUUCACGAAGCAUACAUGGCGGGCACAAUCAACAAUGAGUGUACCCUCGCAGCACUUUCGGAUGACAUGUGCAAGGACCCUAUAGAAGAUACUAAGAUCAACAGCUGUGUGGGACAUAAAGAGUGCUAUAUCAUGGUGAAAAGACAGUAUAGUGAAACGUGUGAUGAGACAACCAACUAUGCUCAUAUAGAUUAUGAGUGUAUUCCCAAUGCCAAUGUAGUUGACAUCUGUAGGCGUGACUCCUAUGUGUGGCACCCAGAUUCUAAUUGGGGAGCGAUCAUCUCUCCCAACUACCCAAACUCCUAUCUUGACCAGGUUGCGUGCCAGUGCAAUUUGAGCACAGACCAACAUUCACGAAUAUUUGUCCAUAAUCUCGACUUCCAUUUGGAAGAGUCAGAUGCUUGCCAGUACGACUACGUGGAGUUCAUAGAGGGCGCUGUACAAGAGGAUGCCUGGUGCGACACAAUUGAAAGUGGAACUGAGUACAAAUCAAGUCAGAAUCACCUCAGCCUCGUUUUCAAGACAGAUGCUAAUAUUCCUAACAAGGGAUUCUGGUUUCAAAUCGAAGCAUUUAACAGCAUUGACAACACAGAGAGUGUAAUUUAUGCUGACUGUGGGCAGUACCAACCACCAGUUAGGCCUCCAAUCACUAACCCUCCUCCAACAACUACCAGUGCUACCAGCACAACCACUUCUACUACAGCUACCUGGCUUCCACCUAUACCUGUUGUUACAGACAGUCCCACAGCUCCCCCUAGUGGGGCCCCAGCAAGUCUCCCUUAUUCCAGCACUAGGGCUACACCUGUAGCAACAGGGAGACCCCUUGUAAACACUACAACUCCUAACAACCAGGGUACCAUGGGAGCACAACAGGAUAACCUGUCAAGUCAGCUUCCAUUGAUUAUUGGUGCUGCAGCAGGGGGGACACUGCUCAUACUCAUCAUAGUAAUACUCAGUGUCUGCAUGUGUAGAAGGAAGCAGCCCAGUAGCAAGCCACCCCCUGGGCUGGACCCCGGGACUGGUGGAGCAGGAGGGUCAGGUCCUUACAGAGUCAUGAGGAAUCGAGAUUCUGUUGCGUUUGAUAAUGAUGCAAUGAAGUACGGCUACGCAGAUAUCCCAGCUAAUGGUGCUGUAGGAGCUGAGCAUGAGCAUAUAUAUGAGUCAAUCCCAUAUGACAAUCUCCCAGGUCCACCUGCACCCCCAAGGCCUAAUUCCAUCAAGGGGCCAGGGGUACCACCCUACCCUGCAGGAAGAAUGUCUCAUCCUGGACAGGGACCUGGUAUAAAUGCUAAACAUUCCAAAUUUUCUAAUCCUCUAUACACUAAGGAUAAUUACUUAGAUCCUAUUGAAAUCCAGACUAUUGCCAAUGAUGCUGGGGCAUCUGGACCAUACCUUGGGUUAUCCCCGCACACCAGGCAAGUUAAUGAACCAUCAUAUACAGGGCUUACUGAGACCAGCCCAAGAGAGCCUAACUAUACAGGCCUCGAGAUUACACAAGAACUGAAUACACCUGACUCACCCUAUACAGGCCUGCAGCAACAUAGUAAUCACGUAUAA